Molecule: messenger RNA, 678 nt
Organism: Guillardia theta CCMP2712
Lineage: Eukaryota; Cryptophyceae; Pyrenomonadales; Geminigeraceae
Gene: VPS24
Product: vacuolar protein sorting protein 24
Exons: 3
Coding region: 1-678 (225 amino acids)
Biological process (GO): protein transport; late endosome to vacuole transport; endosome transport via multivesicular body sorting pathway
Cellular component (GO): ESCRT III complex; multivesicular body
Source: RefSeq, a predicted model, not a curated record
AUGGCCGCAAGAUCUAUAGCACAGGCGAUAUUCGGGGGAAAGCAAGUGGAUCCCAAGGAACAGGUCAAACAAUGGAGGCUCAAGAUUAGGGGGGAGAUGAGAACUUUACAGAGACAGUGUGACACAAUCGAGCGGGAGGAGAAAAAAAUCAAAGCAGAAAUUAAGAAGGCGUGGAAAGAAAAUCAACCAGCAGCAGCGAAAAUGCUCGCCAAAGAAGUGAUUCGAAGUCAGAAAGCGCGAGAAAGGAUCUUGUUGGGCAAGGCAAACCUGAAUUCGAUGGAUAUGCAGCUGAAUGGACAGUUGGCUUCCAUGAGAGUUGUAGGGUCUAUGGAGAAGAGUACAGAGCUGAUGGCCUUGAUGAACAAUGCGGUUAAGCUACAAGAAGUUUCGCAGACGGUCAGAGAGCUUUCGCAGGAGAUGGAACGAGCUGGGAUCAUAGAAGAAUGCAUUAACGAUAGUUUAGAAAGCCUGGAGCCCGAGGACCUCGAGGCCGAGUCGGAACUUGAAGUUCAGCGCGUCCUGGCUGAACUUGGAGUCGGUCAAAUGGAUGCCGCACCUCACGCGCCUUCAGCGAAAGUCGGUGAGGUCGCACGUCCUGUCGAAGAAGUCUCCAACGAGGAACCGCUCGAGAGCGAAGAUAUUUACCAGGAAAUCUACUGCAGUCAGAUCUGCUCCUAG